This is a messenger RNA of Cinclus cinclus, 1920 nucleotides long. RefSeq names its product fibrinogen gamma chain (gene FGG). Gene Ontology annotation, molecular function: signaling receptor binding. The record is from RefSeq and is a predicted model, not a curated record. Gene Ontology annotation, cellular component: fibrinogen complex. The transcript is spliced from 9 exons. Lineage: Eukaryota; Metazoa; Chordata; Aves; Passeriformes; Cinclidae. Gene Ontology annotation, biological process: protein polymerization; platelet activation; blood coagulation. The coding region runs from base 1 to 1314 and encodes 437 amino acids.
AUGAUGGGCCUGAGGUUGUGCAGCUGGACUCCCCUGGGGUCUCUCCUCUCCCUGCUUUUUUCUACCAGCAUGGCGUACUUUGCUACCAGAGAAAACUGCUGCAUACUGGAUGACAGAUUUGGUAGCUUCUGCCCAACAACUUGUGGCAUUGCAGAUUUCCUUAAUAAAUACCAUCCCGCUGUGGAUAAUGACCUGCAGGAAAUUGAGAGAAUUUUGCAACGGAUUUCUAAUGCUACAGUAACAGCAGACCAUCUUAUUCAACACAUCCAAGGCCUCUAUCCUUCAGACAAGCAGACAUUACCAAAUUCAAUUGAUGAUUUCACUCAAAAGUCCAGGAAAAUAAUUGAAGAAAUUAUCAGAUAUGAAAACACUAUAUUGUCUCAUGAAACUACUAUACAACAGUUGACAGAUACACAUAUAAUGAAUGGCAACAGGAUCACAGAGCUGAAAGAGAAGAUUGCCCAGCUUGAGUUACUCUGCCAGGAGCCAUGCAAAGACAGGGCUGAAAUUCAGGAGACAACUGGAAGAGAUUGUCAAGACAUUGCAAAUAAAGGUGCAAGGAAAAGUGGUCUGUACUUUAUCAAGCCUCAAAGAGCCAAGCAGUCAUUCCUAGUCUACUGUGAGAUUGACUCGUAUGGCAACGGCUGGACAGUACUACAAAGGAGACUGGAUGGAAGUGAAGACUUCAGUAAAAAUUGGGUUCAGUACAAGGAAGGAUUUGGACAUCUGUCUCCAGAUGACACCACUGAGUUCUGGCUGGGCAAUGAAAAGAUGCAUUUAAUAACUACACAAUCAACUCUGCCAUACACCUUACGAAUAGAGCUGGAGGACUGGAGCGGCAAAAAAAGCACUGCUGACUAUGCUGUAUUCAGAGUGGGAAGUGAAGAAGACAAGUAUCGACUGACUUACGCCUACUUCAUUGGGGGUGAAGCCGGGGAUGCCUUUGAUGGAUACGAUUUUGGAGAUGACCCAAGUGAUAAAUCCUACACCUACCACAAUGGCAUGCGGUUCAGUACCCAUGACAAUGACAAUGAUAACUAUGAAGGCAACUGUGCUGAGCAAGAUGGAUCUGGGUGGUGGAUGAAUAGAUGCCAUGCUGGCCACCUCAAUGGCAAAUAUUAUAUAGGUGGCGUGUACACAUCAGAAGAUGCUGGUCCAUCUGGAUUUGACAAUGGCAUUAUCUGGGCAACCUGGCGUGACCGGUGGUACUCCAUGAAGAAAUCUGCAAUGAAAAUCAUCCCAUUCAACAGACUCUCAGUAGAUGGACAGCAGCACAACUUAGGCAAUGUCAAACAGGUUCGACCAAAGGGCUGAGGAGAUACUUAAAAUGAACACAGAAUAUUGUAAGAAUUUCAAACACUGAGCAUGGACAGCUGAAGUUAACUCCACUGCAUAUUAGAGAAGUUGGCUUUGUUUACCAUUUUGUCACAGAAGUAUUAGUACUUUGAUUUUAGUGCGCAUGCUACAUUACAGUUUCUUUUAAUGGAUAGAUAGUUGGAUAGUCUUUAAUAGUCCCUUGCCUUUGUGUAUUUUAAAUGCUGCAUUUUUAAUUCCAAACUAAUAUAACUACAUGUGAACACUAUCAACAUGUCAUCAUAGUUUCAUGUACUUCUUUCAUUAGAAGAACAUUAAUAUAAGCUUUUUUUUUUUUUUUUUUUUUCUGUUUUAGGUUGGAGAUGCAUAAAGGAAGACCAGUCUGAACAGGAAAAGCAAAUGUUUUCUGUCUUAGACACUGAACUUAGGAAACAUUACACAGUUCAGUUUUGACUAUAAAACAGCAUUGACUGUAAGAUACCCAAACCUCUUCCCUGAGCAGUGCUUACCUCUGUAGAUGGUUAUUUUUUCUGUAUACAUUCUCAAUACAUUUUUGAUUAUUACAAAAUACGUCUGAGCUUGUUAUCUGUGGUCCACAGCUGGCCA